UAUGAUAACAACCGUCAACAGGCCACGACCGCCGCUCCAAACGAGAUCACACGAGCUAAAUAAAAUAACCGUAAUACAGCUGGUCGUGUCAAACAUCGUGUUAUCUCAAAAUAUAACCUAAAAGUUAAUUAAACCCGUAAUUAACUAUAGAGUUUAGUCACACGUUGUCGGCGGCGGAACGCGUUUCGCUACGCGAUUGUGUUUUGCUUUUUGAAACGUCGCCCGAGCGAUGCGGACUAUUAAUUAGAGCGAGACGAAAGCAAAAUGUCCCAGUGGUUGUUUGUGACGUCUGUGUUUGUGUUGCUCCUGAGGGCGGAAUGCAGAUUCGUCGGCGACAAAUGCCAAGCUGAAGGCAGACCGGGCAUGUGCAGACUCCUCGACGACUGCCAGCCACUUCUCGCAGAGAUCAAGAGGUGCGGCACCCCCAUGCCGGCGCACAUUAGGAGGAAACUGCAGACGCUUAUGUGUGGGUUUGACACGGAUAAGCCUAUCGUAUGUUGUCAAUCAGAAUCGCAGAUGACUGAACGACCAACCCCCCUCUUCACAGUACCCCACGGACUAGGAGUCCCAUUCAACAACAAUUGGGAGGACUCCUCACAAAACUGGGGCUCAUUUACUACAUCUAGUACUAGAAGACCAUCCUGGAACAGUGAUACAACUACCAGAAGGCCAUCUUGGAACAGUGAUACACCUACCAGAAGGCCAUCUUGGAACAGUGAUACUACGACAACUAAAAGACCAUCAUGGGACAGUGAUAAUACUGAUAAUGAUAGAACGAAUAACAAGAAUGGAAAAGAAGAAGCGGUAGAUGUGAGAAAUCAUAGGAAUUUUAGGCUGUUGCCGACGGAUUGUGGAGUUAUCGAAGAUGAUAAGAUUUGGGGGGGCAAUAGAACGAGACUGUUUGAAAUGCCGUGGAUGGUGCUCAUCUCCUACAAUUCAGCAAGAGGCACCAAGCUAAGCUGCGGAGGUACCCUCAUCCACGAGCGCUACGUAUUGACGGCAGCGCACUGCGUGUCCUUCCUAGGCGAGCGUUUGAAACUGUCAGGAGUCGUGCUGGGAGAGUACGACACCAGAACCGACCCGGAUUGCGAGUGGGACGAGGGGGAGAGGAUGUGCGCUCCUAGUACACGGAAUGUGACCGUCGAUACCAUUAUCCCACACCCCGGCUACAGUCCGCAGAACUUAUUUGAUGACAUCGCGCUUCUAAGGCUCUCGGAGCCGGCGGAUUUUUCACAAGAUAACAUGAAACCAGUGUGUCUACCAUCGACGCCAGAGCUGCAAGCGGACAGCAUGGUAGGGCAGCAGGUGGUGGUCACGGGAUGGGGCGCCACGGAAGACGGGCUGCAGUCGCCCGUGCUGCUCAGUGUGGCGCUGCCGGUCGUCUCCAAUUCGGAAUGCCAGGAUGCUUACAACGGUUCCCCUCGCAUCUACAACCGUCAGAUGUGCGCUGGCGGCGUCCCAGACAAGGACUCCUGCGGCGGAGACUCCGGAGGCCCUCUCCUACAUCCAGGGGUCGUGGGUCGAGUAGGGCUCCGCUACGUGCAGCGUGGGAUAGUGUCCUACGGCUCUAAGCGAUGUGGAGUUGGAGGCUUCCCUGGUGUCUAUACCAGAGUAGGGCACUAUAUGGACUGGAUUUUAGACAAUAUGAGGCCUAGCGAGCAUUCGCGCGAGGCAAUUUCCUCGCGCACAAAAGGCCAGUGUAGACGUGCCUCCGAGGCGGCGCGCGAGGCUGCGGAGGCUGUGCUUGGAGCAGUGAAAAGCGCCGAAGAAGACGCACGACGCACCACCGACGAUGGAUCGCAUAAAAUCCUGUGUUUUGUUGCGCUGGCCAUAGCCGUGACUGCUCAAGAUCGAAAAUGCAACAACGGCGUGGCGUGCAUCCCACUCGCGCAGUGCUCAGGGCUCAACAGCCAGCUGCAGAACGGUAGGACCGACGAACUGGUCGCGCUGCUGAGGAAGCUGCACUGCGGCUUCGACCACGACGACCCUAAGGUAUGCUGUCCCCCCGAGUUCCAAACGGAGAGCCAGCCAAACAGAAUAGGCGUCGGUUUCACUGGCUCGGAGGCAGCAGGCAGCUUCUCUGCCCCGGCUUCCAGUGGUGAUUCUGACAGCUUGCUGCCCAGUAACAGAGUGUGCGGCAUACAAACUAACGACAGGAUUGUAGGCGGAGAGCAGACGGAAUUAGAUGAGCACCCGUGGACGGCGUUGCUUCGAUACGACAAACCCCGUGGGUGGGGCUUCUACUGCGGCGGUGUGUUGAUAUCCGCUCGGUACGUCAUGACUGCUGCGCACUGCGUGAAAGGCGCAGAUCUGCCACACAACUGGAGAUUGUCUCAAGUCCGUCUCGGAGAAUGGAACACGUCGAGCACAACAGACUGCUACGGCGGCGAAUGUCACUCCGGCAUCCAGGACGUGCCGGUGGAGCAGGUCAUCGCCCACGAGAACUACGACCCGAACAACACCAACCAGCAUAACGACAUCGCGCUGCUGAGGCUGGCGAGGAAAGUGCAAUUUACAGACUUCAUCAAGCCAAUUUGUCUGCCGUCGACGGAUACCCUGAGAACCAACACUUUUGAAGACUACGACAUGGAGGUCGCAGGCUGGGGUAAAACUGAAACACGUUCAGAAUCGGACGUCAAACUAAAAGUCCGCGUACCAGUGGUCACCUUGUCGGAAUGCUCGCAAGUGUUCCGACCAGUCGGCCGGCGCAUCAUCAACAAGCAGAUCUGCGCGGGCGGCGUCGCUGGCCGCGACUCCUGCCGCGGGGACUCCGGCGGCGCGCUCAUGGGCCGAGUGCCUACUGUAGAUAACUGGAUAGCUGUGGGGGUUGUCUCCUACGGACCUUCGCCUUGUGGUACCGCUGGCUGGCCGGGCGUGUACACUCGUGUGGGCGCGUAUUUUGACUGGAUCGUGGACAAACUGAGGCCUUGAGACUGAUGUUAGAUGUUAGGUCAGGGAUCUUCAAACUUUCUGGCUAUGGCCAGCUUCCUUUUCGUGGGCCGUAAUUUGGAGACCCCUGUUUUAGGAUAUGUAGUAAGAGUAUACUCAUUGCGGUUGUGCCAUUUGAAACCGACGUAGGUUUUUCUGGUCAUGUUUGCCUAGUACUUACAUAUUUAUUAUAGAAGACGUGGCUUUCACUAAUAAAAUACCUAAAGAAAUGUUUAGGUACCUAGGCAAUACCUAAGUACUUACUUGUUAAAAAAAUAAUACAGACGAUUGAACCUGAAGCAGUAUCAACGCAUUAUCAGAUUUUUAUAUUUUACAUUAAAUUACAGGAAUUGCUUAUAAUUAAGUUAAAAGUUUAGGUUAAAAAACGAAUAAAUAAUACUAUAUAAUUUCA
This is a messenger RNA of Cydia splendana, 3340 nucleotides long. RefSeq lists its product as uncharacterized. Gene Ontology annotation, biological process: proteolysis. The transcript is spliced from 16 exons. NCBI's taxonomy places the organism in Eukaryota, Metazoa, Arthropoda, Insecta, Lepidoptera, Tortricidae. The coding region runs from base 265 to 2931 and encodes 888 amino acids. Gene Ontology annotation, molecular function: serine-type endopeptidase activity. The record is from RefSeq and is a predicted model, not a curated record.